AUGUCUAAUUUGAAUGGAUCUACAUCUAACAACACUCAGAGUCUGAUGGAUCAAUAUGCACCAAUGAAGGCAUUUUUGCUUGUGACACCAUGUGUUAUUUUCCUUUAUGUCAAUGGAGUCAUGAUCUUCACUUUGAGGAAAAAGACUGUUUUCCAGCAGACAUCUCGCUAUAUUCUGUUCGGUCAGAUGCUUUGGGUCGAUACUCUAAACCUUUUUAUGAGUGUGUUGUUGUAUUUAUGUGCUGUCAGUAGGAUUUUAAUUAUGAAGAAUGUCUGUCUUCUUCUUCUCAUUGCUGCAACAUCUCUCUAUCAGGUCUCUACUUUAAAUCUGUCAUUAAUGUCACUGGAGAGAUAUGUGGCCAUCUGUUUUCCUCUCAGACAUGUGGAAAUCACCAGUUUUGAAAGAACUCAUAUAGCUAUGGGUGUUAUUUGUAUCAUAGGUAUGCUUCAAUCUCUAUCUGAGACUAUUAUUUUUUAUUGCAUUGAUACUACAAACAUUGCAAUGAAUUUGUUCUGUUCAAGAACUACUCUUUUAAGGCUGCAGAUCUACAAUAAACUCGAUAUAGCUUUCACAAGCAUGUAUUUUGCUUUAUCAUGCUUUGUUAUAAUCUUUACCUAUGCCUCUAUAGCAGCUGUGGCUAAAACAGCUGCCUGUGAUAAACUGUCAGCCAAAAAAGCUAAUAAGACUGUUCUUCUGCAUCUAAUACAGCUGGGUCUUGGUGCAUCAUCCAUCUUAGCUGGAGUUAUCCAAGAAGUCAUUUUUGUUAAUACUGACUUAAUGACAGCGAUAAAUGUGAUGUAUUUUUGCUUUUUAGUGUUUAUAAUGUUCCCCAAAUGUCUAAGUCCUCUUAUAUAUGGUAUGAGAGACCAGGCUUUUAGUUGUAUAUUCUUAUAUUACUUUACAUUUGGUAAAGGUGGCACAGUUAAUCCAGUUAUCAAAAAGCAACACGCAUAG
This is a messenger RNA of Danio aesculapii, 954 nucleotides long. RefSeq names its product odorant receptor 131-2-like. The transcript has a single exon. Gene Ontology annotation, cellular component: membrane. Gene Ontology annotation, biological process: G protein-coupled receptor signaling pathway. The record is from RefSeq and is a predicted model, not a curated record. Gene Ontology annotation, molecular function: G protein-coupled receptor activity. Bases 1 to 954 code for a protein of 317 amino acids. Lineage: Eukaryota; Metazoa; Chordata; Actinopteri; Cypriniformes; Danionidae.